AUGGCGACGGCAAUGGUGGUCUCGGAAAGAUGGACCCGGGCACACGCCGGCGCCCUUCGAUUCCUCAGCCCAUCUUCGCUUGCGACGGCGGUGGAAGAAGAGCGGAGCAAGGGGCGUGCGCUGAUAAACCUCCAUCUGGGCUUCCUCUUCUGCUGCAUCUUCUACGCCAUUUGUGCCCUUCUCAUCGACGGCACCCUCAUGACCGACAACGGACUCGUUUUUUUCCUCGGCUUUGUGUUUUACCUUUCGAAUUUGUUGGUAUACCGAGCAUGGGGCAACUUGUACGUUACGGCGAUGCUGUUGCUACUCUUCAUCGAGCACACCAUCAUGUUCAAGUUGGUGUUCUUCCUGCUGGGCCAGCGCUCGGGCGCCUUCUUCCUGGCGAUGGCCAUGUUCCACACGGCCCUCCUCUACCUCAUCCAGGUCGUCUCCACUUCCCCCGCCUGCGGCCUCCUGGGCUGGACCACCGUCGACCAGUUUGUGACGACCGCCGCCGCGCCGCUGAUGACGUGUCACGGCGCCGUCGACGAUCUGUUGGGCGACGCGACGAGAGCGAUGGGCCAUGUGUCGGACGUCGGCUCAUUGACGUCGUCGUCGGGCUGGCUCUCGGCGGUGAUGGUGUCCAAGGGCUACGAGUCGCCGCACGGCAUCUUCAUCAACCGACUCUCGCUCAUCCUGUUCGUCAGCAGCUUCGCCUUCUUCCACGAGAACCGGCGAUCGCUUGCCCUGCGCCAAAUCGAGGACACCCUCCGAGAGAAGGAGGCGGUCAAUGCGAGCUUGCAGCAGGCCACCAAGGCCAAGACCGACUUCCUCGCCAACAUGAGCCACGAGCUGCGCACGCCUAUGCACGGGAUCAUCGCGAUGGCGUCCGAUCUGAAGGAGAUGCCGCUGCCCAGCAAGGCCCGCGAGGCCAUCGGCAUCAUCUCCGACUGUGCCGACCACCUCCUCUCCCUCGUCAACGACGUGCUUGACUUUGCUCGUAUUGAGCAGAGCCAGCUGGAGCUGGAGCAGAUCCCGUUCUGUAUGACGUCGGAAGUGAAGAAGGCCCUCGCCAUGCACUCGGUCAUCGCCAAGCAGAAGGGCGUCUACCUCCUCGUCAAGAAAGUCCGCGUCUCCUUCCCCUACCACACCGGCGACCCGCUCCGCUUCCGGCAGAUCAUCAUAAACCUCCUCUCCAACGCCAUCAAGUUCACACCCGCCGGAGGCCAAGUGAGCGUGUCGGUGGUGAACAAGAAGAGCAACCCCGAGCUCAUUCGCGUCUCCGUGCAAGAUACGGGUAUCGGCAUUCCCAAGAGCUCCCAGCCCCAUCUCUUCGAGAGCUUUUCGCAGCUGGAUGCCUCGGUGCGACGCAAGUACGGCGGGUCGGGCCUGGGCCUGUCGAUCUGCAAGAAGCUGUGCGAGGCCAUGGGCGGCGAGAUCGAGUGCCGCAGCGAGGUCGGCAAGGGUAGCGACUUCGCGUUCUUCGUGUGCCUGCCGCCGACCACGAAGCAGAACUACCGCGAGGCGCGCGAGGGCGACGAGAGCGACCACAACGCCGCCGUGACACGUCAGCACCGCCACAACCACCACCCGCUCGCCACCCCGCCCGACGUGUCGGCCGACGAACAGAAGCGGAUCGACGACGACGAUGACGAUGCACUGAUGGAGAGCGACAGCCUGAGCGACGACUCGCAUCUCUACUCCGAUAGCUCGGAAACUAGCUCCGAUGAUGACGAUGACGACAGCUCGUCCGCCGACGACGAUGACAACGACGACUCGGAAGUCGACGAUGAAGCGCCCGAGGAAAACAACGCCGUUGCCAGGCGGCAUUCGAGCUCGUCGAUGCUGACCAAGUCGUUGGGCAUCACCCCGAUCCGGCGCACGCGGCACAGCAGCGGCGGCCCGGACCUCGGCCGCAUGAUCGCCUCGGCCUCGCGCCGACACAAGGCCGACCAAAUGAACGAAGACGACGGUCAUGGCAAUGACAAACGCGACGGCAGCCGGCGAAGAAUGAAGCGAAACCACAGCGGGCGUCGGGCGAGCUCGCCCGCCUCGACCACGGCCGUGCUCACCGCGGCGGCGGAGGCCGUCGACAGUCGGCGCCGCAUGAGCGCCAGCAGCGGCUCCCAGCACCAGCGACCCAGCAAGCUGGUCAACGCGCGCCGGGCCAGCGAGCAGCACGGCCUUACGAUACGCCACGCCGUCGAGCAGCAGCAGCGCCUCCUUAACAGCGGACGCGGCUACGUCGCCGACGACGACAACAAUAACGACGACUGGCUUCUCAGCGGCGGUGCUGCGUCGUCGUCGCUUCUCUCUUCCGCGUCGUCUUCGUUCUCGCCGUCGGCCUCGUCGUCGGCGCUCUCCUCGCCCUCGUCCUCCUUCUGCUCGUCGUCCGAGCUGCUCCUGCCCGUGCCCCUGUCCGCCGGCCUCGCCCUGUCGCCCUCGUCGUCGAACGGCUCGCCGCAGGCCAACGAUACCGACUGCGCGCCUCCAUCAUCGUCGUCGGUGCUGGCCGGGCUGCGCCGCGGCUCGGUGCCGUUCGGCGCGUCGCCCAGCCACCGCCUCCUCUCCAGCCCGGCGCUCACCGGCGGCGGCGGCGGCCUGAACCCGCACCAUGCGAGCAUGCCGAUCAUUCCUUCGCUCGCUUCGGCCUCCGACUCGCCCCUCCCGUCGCCCCUGCUCUCCCUUCCGCCCCUCCCGCUCAACGCUACCGCCGGCGCCGGCCCGCCGCCCUCACCCUCGUCGACAUUUCUGACGUCGUUGGCGACAUUGUCGACAUCGUCGUCAUCUUCAUCAGCGUCGUCGGCGCUCAUGACCAUGUCGUCGGCCCAGCACCUCCUGCCGGGCGUCGCGUCGCGCCACCUCUCGCUCAACUCGUGCGCCUCGCCGCGCGGCAUUCCGCGCGUUCGCACGGCCACCCCGCCGCGCCCGGCCACCCCGCACCACGCCAGCAGCGGCGCCCUCCUCCUGCCGCGCUCGGCGGGCGGCACCCCGGCCGUGCCGCCGCUCAGCCUCUCCAAGCUCCACUCCUCCAAGUCCGCCGAGCGGGGCCAGUCGUCGUCUUCGCCGGUUGCGGCCGCAAACGCGAAUGCGACGGCGCCGCGUUCGUUCUACGUCCCGUCGUUCCCGCCCGAAGCCAUGCUCGCAUCGCCGCGAGACUCGCCGUCUUCGUUCUCUUCUUCGUCUUCGUCAUCAUCAGACGCCGGCAUGCCGCCGCGGUCGGCCGAGGAGGUCUACCAGGACGUGAUGCGGGGCAAGCGCAUUCUGGUGGUCGAGGACAACCUCAUCAACCAGAAGGUCGCCCUCAAGAUGCUGUCGUCGUUCGACUGCCGGGUGACGGUGGCCGAGAACGGCCUCGUCGCGAUCAAGCUCUUCGAGGAGAGCUUCCGCUCGCGCGGCGGCCGGCACGCGACCGACGGCGAGCCCCUCUUCCACGCCAUCCUCAUGGACAUCCAAAUGCCCGUCAUCGACGGGUUCGAGACGGCGAUUCGGAUUCGCGAGCUGGAGGCGCAGUUCAACGAAGCCGAGGCUGCCCGUACGCCGGCGCCCAGUGGCCACCAGCCGCAGGUGGCCGCGGUGCCGAUCAUCGCCCUCACGGCGUCGGCGACGAAGGAGUACCAGCAGAAGUGCCUGACCAAGGGGAUGAACUGCUUCCUGUCGAAGCCGCUCAAGAAGGAGACUCUGGUGCGGACGCUGACGGAGGUGAUCAAGCAGGCCGGCUACUACGACGAGGCGGCCGAGCUGGCACGUCGCCGGGCCGACCAGGAGCGCGCGCGCCAGGCGGCCCGCGAGGAGGCCGAGCUGCGCGCCCGCACCCAGCGCCAGCGCGAGAUCGAGGAGCUGCGCGAGAAGCGCAAGGCCCGCGAGCAGGCCACGAUCAUGAUGAUGAUGGGCAUGGCCGCCACCAAUGCCGCCCUGGCCAUCAACAAGCUCCACCACCACCACCACCAGGUGGCGGCCGCGGCGGCCCGCGAUGACCAGAACGGUGACGAUGACGGCGACAAUGGCGAGCUCGGCCGGCGGCGCAUGGCCGAGCUGCUACGCGCCAAGGGCCGGUCGCGGCACGUCAAGCACAACAGCAUCGGCUGA
Molecule: messenger RNA, 4068 nt
Organism: Acanthamoeba castellanii str. Neff
Lineage: Eukaryota; Discosea; Longamoebia; Acanthamoebidae
Product: histidine kinase
Exons: 9
Coding region: 1-4068 (1355 amino acids)
Biological process (GO): phosphorelay signal transduction system; phosphorylation
Molecular function (GO): phosphorelay sensor kinase activity
Source: RefSeq, a predicted model, not a curated record